Messenger RNA from Parus major (Great Tit), 2146 nucleotides. RefSeq names its product DC-STAMP domain containing 2 (gene DCST2). Lineage: Eukaryota; Metazoa; Chordata; Aves; Passeriformes; Paridae. The transcript is spliced from 13 exons. The coding region runs from base 2 to 2146 and encodes 714 amino acids. The record is from RefSeq and is a predicted model, not a curated record. Gene Ontology annotation, cellular component: membrane.
CAUGAGGCUGGUCUCGCGGCUGGGCAGAGCCCUGAGAGCCUGGAGGGGCCGGUGCAAGAAGCGAGCUCUGUCACCGAGGACCAAGCGCCGGCCAGAGGAUCCGAACAAGGCCCAGGAGUUCGCCCGCAGCCUCGGUGGCCUCACCCUGGGCCUGGCUCUGGCCAGCAUUUAUGGGGCUCUGGUGCUGCUGGUACAGGGCCACAAUGUCUGGUACUGCCUGAGCAUUACCAUCACCCUGGGAGCGGGGCUGGGGCUGGGCAUGGCCUUCUCCACCAAGACACGGAGGAUUGUGCUGCUGGCACUGCCACACUUCUUCACCAAGGAAGGGAAGAUGAUGAUCAUGAUGCUGGUGCUGUGCCUGACCAUGCAAGGCCCUGGCACCAAUCUCCUGCACAACAUCUCCCAGGUCGCCAAGGCGCUGUCAUGUGGGGCUGAACUGGCCCAAAACCAGACGGCCGAGCGGCUGCAACGCGCCAAGGAGCCGCUGCUGAACGUGCAGAAGAAGAUCAAGGAGCUUGGCCAGAACGCCAAGGUGGUGGGUGACCGAGUCCGUAAGUUUGUCCGCUCCAUCAUAGACUCCACCAGACACGUUGCCCGAGCCCUGCGCAAUGUCUGGCUGUGGCUGGCGAGGGCUGGUAACAUCUGUAACCGCGAGCUGGGGUCACCCCAGAGCAGCUGCUUUCGCUACAUGGACAAAGCCAAGGACAGAUGUGAGCGUGCCCUCCCCUUCUUCUUCCACAUCUGCUAUGUUGUCCACAGCUUCAAGGUCCUCUGCCACUGCACGGCACCUCUUGUCACCUCUGCAGCCCUCACGGAUGCCCUGAACCGUGUCCGUGCUGAGUUUGAGUUCAACAUCUCAGUCGUGCACCACUUCAGCGUCAACCUCAACGCCAGCAAGAGCCUGGGGGAGGUGUCUGCUGACAUGAUGGAGGCUGUGCAGCAGCACAUGGAGCCCUACUACCACGUCCUGGAGCUAUUCUCCUACAUCUCCAUCUUGGCCAUCCUCUACUUGUGCUACCAAGCGAUGCGGUACCAGCGCCGCUACCUGCGAGACGACACCUUUGACAACGUUUACAUCACGCGGCGCUUCGUGGAGCUGGACCUGCGGUGCGCAGAGGAGGGCAGACCCACCGUGCUGCCCCUGUCGGCGCGGGAGAGGGGCCGCUACAUCCCCCCAGGUGCGCUGUGGUUGUCAAAGAGGGAGCGCCGCCAGUACGGGCUGCAGCUGUUCGGGUUCCUGCGGCACGUGCUGCUGGGGUUCAGCAUCAUCCUGGCCGACUACAGCAUCUUCUGGCUGCUUGACCUGUUCCGGCACCAGCUGAGCGCGGAGAUCAUCGCCAGGGCACCAUCGACAAUGAACAUCAGUGUCAACGGGACGGGCUACACCAGUGAGAUCUUCCAGGAUCUGGUGUCUGCCUUCAACACGCUGCAGGAGGGCAAGGUCUCGGUGCUGUCCCAGGUCUGCCUCAUCGAGCCCGUGGAGCCCGAGCACAGCACCUACAUCACCAUAGGAAUCCUGUACGGUGUCUGGCUCUUCAUCUGCAUCUUCGGUUCCUACAUGGCGCGCCUGCGCCGGGCAGUGUGUGCCGCCUACUUCCCAUCCCGUGAGCAGGAGCGCGUGGCCUUCCUCCACAAUAUCAUCCGGGCACGGCGGGAAUGGCUGAUAUUUGCCCGGAGCCAAGUUGGCACCCAGAACUUGGCUGACACUGGGAAAAGCAGGUUCUUCCUCAUCCUCAUCUCCAGGUUCCCUCUCCUUGUCCGCCUCGCUCGUUGCUUGGGCAUCCAGCACAAACACUGCCUGGUCUGUGGGACUGCAGAGCAGCCGGGUCUCAGCGCCUGCAUCACGCCUGGCUGCAAAGGGUUGUAUUGCAGCGAGUGCUACAGAGCCCUGAACAACACCUGCUCUGUCUGCAUGGCCCCCCUGAGCUACCCGGACUCUGGGGAUGAGGAGUUGGACUCCAGUGAUGAGGAGACACCAGAGCUGUGGCUGGGUGCUGUGUGGGUGCUGCGGGGCCAGGAGCGAGGGCGGCAGCUGCUGCAGCGCAUCAAGGACAUGAUAAAGGGCCAGAGACUCCCCUCCAGAACGGCCACCCUGCUGCAGGACCAGCUGGAGGAGGAGGAGAACGAGGGGAUGCUCUCCAGGUGA